AUGUCCCGCAUCACCUCCCAUCCCGCGAUUCCGCCACCACCGUCGCGGGCGCCAGGCCGACAGAGAGCUUCAGUUGGGAUGGCCUCGGUAGUCACCGAGCCCGACUCAGCUCAGAUGGCACAGGAGAACAUUACGCUGCUGCAGGCGCUGGUGCAGCCCACACGGUACCGUCGCCGUGUGCAGCCGCAGUUUGAAGCCUUCCACCUCGAGGACCCGGACUACAUGAAGUACAACCUAAAAGCCUACUGGCCCCAUCAUCUCGACAGCGGUGCUGUAACCGCUGAUCGUGCUGCGCCGCGUCAGCCAGGGUCUGACGACCGCGGCAGCACCGCCUUAGUAGCGGUGCAGUCCCGCAUGUCACCGCAGCCCCUUCGGCUGGCGAACGGCGUACUUCCGUCACCCUCGGCGGCAUAUGGUGAUCCGCAUCGCAUGGGCUCGUGCAACAUGGACCGUGACCAGCAGCUGCACUGCAAGGAGCUCACGACACGGCCGCCGCCGGUCCUUCCUGGUGCUGGUCGCAGAGGCAGCUCAUCUGACUAUCAACUUCCACCUGGCCGCAGUGAUGAUGAGGAGGGAUGGCCCACCAUGCUAUCGGGCUUCCACAGCGCUAGCGAACGGCACAGCGAAGGCGACAACUAUAAUGCAGGUUGUGCAUCCGAACACUCCACAUACAACGAUCGCCACCGCCAUCCAGAGCGACCGGCACCGCAGUACCCAAAAGGACAGCAGCAAGAGUACUCGUUAUCGUCGCAGCAACAGGCGGAGAACAGCAGUCGCUGCCCCUCCGCGUACGACACCCAACCCGAGCGCGAGAAAAGGCACCGUGAAGAAGAGCGACCGGCCGGCCAGCCUCGCCGCUCGAGCACUUCGAACGCUCACGCGCUUAGCAUUGACGGCGGCGCGCACCGGCGCUCGGGGCUCGGCGGCGGCGGCGACUCUGCCACGGCUGACUGCCACGACCAAUAUGGGCCCAGCGCUGGAGAGUGUGGCGUAGACAGCAGCCGCCCGCAGCGCUUCGAGGCGGCUCUGCCGGUGGGGGCGCCGCAUUAUGGAUGGCCGCACGUCGUCAGCGCCAACGGAGGCGUGAGUGGCACUGCUGGCAACGGACGAGUGGGCGAAGCGGAUGAAGGCGAGGCCUUUGAAGACGGCGAUGGCUCGUAUGGGGAUGGCGGAGCAGAGUGGGGGGCUGCUCUCGAUGAGUGGGACGAUGACGAGGAAGGCGGUGCGGCCCCGGUCACGGCGCACAACCUUUAUGCCAACGACGGCGAGGAGUGGAUGGACACGAGGGACGGUGCGUAUCAUGACCGUGAUGAUGACAACGCUGACAGCGAACCCUCAUAUCUCCAGCCGCCUCCGCCUGCAUCGAAGGAGCAGCGACCUCAGCCGUCUCUGCGUGCGUCGUUGCCAGCGGAGGCGCCGGCUCCUCCAUCACAGCAUCGACACCAGCGCCCCACCAGGCAUAUCCAGCGGCAGUCGGCUGACGUGACGUCAUUGCAGUCGUCGAGGAAAGGGUCGCAGCAGCCGCGGCCCGUCGAGGGAGAGGUCGACUGGUCUUCCACGAGGGGCAAGAAGAAGACGCGGUCGAACAAGCACAACCCGCGCGCCUUCCUGAACAGGACGACGCACACUUGGGUAUCGACGAACACGACCACCACGGUGAUCCUGCCUCCCGCCACGGUGCAGCUAGUGCCAAUGUCGGCGCUUGCCAUGUCCGAGGUGAGGCAGCCCGUGGAUGGCCGCUGGGCUGCCACUGCUGUGUUGCCCCCGCCGUCGCCAUACUCUCUGAGUUCUCAAUCGAUGCUGGGCUAUCAGCAGCGGUGUUCGCAGAUGGAGGUGCUCGAUGACAGCGGGAACUCCAUUUCGAAUGGACGCAAGCACGUUGGCAACUCCCUUCCAUGCCUGCCAAGCCGCAACACGGUAUAG
Leishmania major strain Friedlin is the source of this 1923-nucleotide messenger RNA. RefSeq lists its product as hypothetical. The transcript has a single exon. Lineage: Eukaryota; Euglenozoa; Kinetoplastea; Trypanosomatida; Trypanosomatidae. The record is from RefSeq and is a predicted model, not a curated record. The coding region runs from base 1 to 1923 and encodes 640 amino acids.